Neomonachus schauinslandi (Hawaiian monk seal) is the source of this 1164-nucleotide messenger RNA. RefSeq names its product par-6 family cell polarity regulator alpha (gene PARD6A). The coding region runs from base 1 to 1041 and encodes 346 amino acids. NCBI's taxonomy places the organism in Eukaryota, Metazoa, Chordata, Mammalia, Carnivora, Phocidae. Gene Ontology annotation, biological process: establishment or maintenance of cell polarity; centrosome cycle; regulation of cellular localization. The record is from RefSeq and is a predicted model, not a curated record. Gene Ontology annotation, molecular function: protein kinase C binding. Gene Ontology annotation, cellular component: nucleus; apical plasma membrane; cell cortex. The transcript has 3 exons.
AUGGCCAGGCCGCAGAGGACUCCGGCGCGCAGUCCCGACAACAUCGUCGAGGUGAAGAGCAAAUUUGAUGCUGAGUUCCGACGCUUCGCGCUGCCCCGCGCAUCGGUGAGUGGCUUCCAAGAGUUUUCGCGGUUGCUGCGUGCAGUGCACCAGAUCCCGGGCCUGGACGUGCUGCUUGGCUAUACAGAUGCUCACGGCGACUUACUGCCCCUCACCAACGACGACAGCCUGCACCGGGCCCUGGCCAGCGGGCCCCCACCGCUGCGCCUGCUAGUACAGAAGCGGGCAGAAGCUGACUCCAGUGGCCUGGCCUUUGCCUCCAACUCUCUGCAGCGGCGCAAGAAAGGGCUUCUACUUCGGCCAGUGGCACCCCUGCGCACCCGGCCACCCCUACUAAUCAGCCUGCCCCAAGAUUUCCGCCAGGUUUCUUCAGUCAUAGAUGUGGACCUACUGCCUGAGACCCACCGACGGGUGCGCCUGCACAAGCAUGGCUCCGACCGCCCCCUGGGUUUCUACAUCCGAGAUGGCAUGAGUGUACGUGUAGCUCCCCAGGGCCUGGAACGGGUUCCAGGCAUCUUCAUCUCCCGCCUGGUACGAGGGGGCCUGGCUGAGAGUACAGGGCUGCUGGCAGUCAGUGACGAGAUCCUCGAGGUCAAUGGUAUUGAGGUGGCUGGGAAGACCUUGGACCAAGUGACGGACAUGAUGGUCGCCAACAGCCACAACCUCAUUGUCACUGUCAAGCCAGCCAAUCAGCGCAAUAAUGUGGUGCGUGGGGCAUCUGGGCGUCUGUCAGGGGCUUCCUCUGCUGGGCCUGGGCCUACUGAGGCUGACAGCGACGAUGACAGCAGUGAUCUGGUCAUUGAGAACCGCCAGCCUCCCUGUUCCAAUGGGCUGUCUAAGGGGCCUCCAUGCUGGGACCUGCGCCAGGGCCGUCUACUUCCUGGUGCCCGAAGCUCUCUACCCUCCCUGGAUGAUCAGGAGCGGGCCAGCUCUGGAUGGGGGAGUAGCAUGCGAGGAGAUGGUAGUGGCUUUAGCCUCUGACAGGCAAGGACGCAGCCCCUUGCCACUCCAGGCUGCUGGGACAUGGCAGGGACUUCCCCAGUGGGGGUUUUAAGCUUGCUCACAGGGCCCUCUCAGUCUGGGGAACAUUAAAGGUUUUCUACA